Messenger RNA from Aphanomyces astaci, 675 nucleotides. RefSeq lists its product as hypothetical. Lineage: Eukaryota; Oomycota; Saprolegniomycetes; Saprolegniales; Verrucalvaceae. The record is from RefSeq and is a predicted model, not a curated record. The transcript is spliced from 3 exons. Bases 1 to 675 code for a protein of 224 amino acids.
AUGGAUGCAUGCUCCUAUGUGGUCAAUGCCUUGGCGUUUGUUUAUAUGGUGCGCCGCGUCACAGAGAACACGACACUUCACUUGGUGUUUGUAUGGACUACUUCAAGAAGCCGUUGGGCCGCUCAUUUCUUAACGACCAGCAUCAUCGACAUGAACACGUUUACCCAUGCCAAGCACGCCGCGGCGGACUUCCUGCAAGAGCUCAAGCUCGGUGCUAUGGAGGUGCUCCUAAACCAGCUUCAAACUCAGACGCAUCGACUGCUCCACGCUCUGCUGCAAGGGCCCGAGUCUUGGAGACUGCAACUCCAAGAGUUGGCCGGCGUGCAGAGCGUGCUGGACACUGUCGACAACACCGUUCAUGACGUCGACUCCAAGGCGAUCGUUGCCUCUUGCCUCUUGCCCGUGGCCACACCCAUCACAAAGCUAAUUGCUUCCGACCGCUCCGAGGUGGCGAAGAAGGCGUGCGGCGCGGUGGCACAGUUUGCCGAGAUGAGCGGAACGGCCUUCGCGCCGUUUGCCGACGUCGUGCUCCCGUCGCUGGUGAGCACUGCGCCUAACAAAGUCCAGGUGUUUCGUCAAGCUGGCAAAGACUGCCUCACGACGAUCUCCACCGUGUCGAAGUACGACAUGAAGAUCCUUGUGUCCCUGUGGCGACAAUCGCGGACCAGUACGUGA